Echinococcus granulosus is the source of this 4614-nucleotide messenger RNA. Its product is annotated as Putative myosin light chain kinase 3. Gene Ontology annotation, molecular function: ATP binding; protein serine/threonine kinase activity. Gene Ontology annotation, cellular component: nucleus. The coding region runs from base 1 to 4614 and encodes 1537 amino acids. The transcript is spliced from 13 exons. Gene Ontology annotation, biological process: intracellular signal transduction; protein phosphorylation; positive regulation of apoptotic process. Lineage: Eukaryota; Metazoa; Platyhelminthes; Cestoda; Cyclophyllidea; Taeniidae. The record is from RefSeq and is a predicted model, not a curated record.
AUGAAAGAGGAGGACGAGGAGGAGGAGGCCAUAUCCACGAUGACGACGACACCGACGACGGCGUUGACGGCGGAGACUACGAUUCACACAAACGCACACGCAUUCACCCACACACAUCUACACACGCACACACUGAGGGAGGUCUUCGCUCUCUUGAGAGGCCACUCAAUGCCAUAUGAACCAGUGCUGGCACCAACAGGUGUGACAAGUGAUUCGACGUCGAGUGUGAGUGGAGAUAGUGGCUUUCGGCACUACCUCAGACAGGUUUCUUCACCAGGCACGCCAGCAAGAGUCAUUAGUACCGCCUUCAUCAUUCCACAGAACGAGAUUGUGAAUGAUCAAGUCUCCUCGAAGAACUACCACAGUGUAGAUGUUCAAGAGUGGAAACAUACCCGUUGGAGAGAACACACUUCUGUUGACAGAACUUCCCUUAUCGAUCCCUUUAGUCCCACCACUAUGGCAACGGCAACACUAGCGACAUCGACAAUGCUAACGAAUACGGAGAGCGGUUUCCAGGAUGGGGGACUUUCUUCUUCCACCAUCUCAUCUUCCAUCGAAUCUCCGCGUUCCAUGUCCCUACGGCAUGUAGAAGAGGAAGCAGAGACAGAGGCGGAUGCGGAGACGGUUGCAAGUAACUUUGGACACUCCGCUACUUACCAACCGAAAUCGCGCAUCUGGUCAUGGCUCCACAAGUUCUCCGGUCGAAAGGCAUCAGAAGCUGCUAAGGCUCCCGACAACCCACUACAUUUGAGCAGACUGCGGCUCUCCAUGGUCGUUUCACAGCAUGAGCCUCGACCCAAACACCUGAGCACUUUACGUGUAGAGAAGCGACUUGAGCAGAAUGUGAUACAUUUGCGUUCGAUAGAAGUCUCCGCCUCGGUGCCCUUCGACACCACUACCAAACCCACUGUACACUGGACGGAGUACGUGACGAAGGUGGGCAAACCAACCUCCGCUGAGACGGUUCUGCAUACGACAUGUCUGCAGACGACCUGUGGGGAUACUAGUCACAUUGCAUCCCCACCUCCUGAGGUCUCCAAUCCCCCCACUUUGCUGCGUGUUGGAAGAGUGGAGACUGCCCUUUUGCCCACCAUGUCACAAUCAUGGGCCAAAAGUGAUUUCAGCUCUCGCCAGCUCACCUCCGUGGUCUCAGUCUUCUCCGAUCCCAGACCUCCAACGCAGAGGUACAUUAGCUGGGAGAACAAGAGCACCAGUCCCUUCACAUUUCCCCCUACUUUUGGCGAGGAGUCGGUGAAUGAAGUGAAAAAAUCGCCUCUAGCCAGAGAUCGCUCUUACUGGUACCGCGAUGACCCCGAUUCCACGUUUCUCCUCUCUCAAGUUUACCUGGAUUCCGAUACCUCUUAUUUCCGGCAAUCGGGUGACAGUACGCCUGUCGAAAGUGAGAGUCUCUAUGAACCCGUUUGCAAGAAAACCCCCUGCCGAGAAUCCCAGAACGAAAAUCCGCCUCGAUCCUCCCAAUCUACUCCUGUCUGCAUCGCCACCUGUCAUUCUUUUAUCGCUGGCCCUAGUAGCAAAAGCAGCAUUAAUGAUGGCGACAGUUCUAAGGUGGAUGGCAAAUUAAAUGUGACUCCAAAUCAGCUUAACCUCCAGAACGGCAGGAGUUCCUGGGGAAAUGAUGAAAGUAAAUUAAAUGGCCUACCGGGUGUAAAGAAUCUGGUAACUAAAAUGGUUGUGCAAAUGCCCCUUUCCUCAACUCCUGAACACCAGCAGUACAAUGAUGAAGAUGGAGUAAAUGGAAAGACAGUGGAGAAAAGGUCGCCCAUAGUACCACAAAGAAUUACAGCCACUAAACCUGCAUCCGUAUUAGAUCGCAGCAUGAUGAAGCUGCCCCUUAAGACGCCGCCCCCGGUGGUGUAUAGAAGAAAUCGGGACAUAGCCAAUGGAGUUCAGAGCCCCCUAUCUCCCUAUCCUGUUGGAAGUAAAACAUGGCGAAAUUCCAGCCUCAGUGAACUAGCCAUUUCACCCAGGACCAAUAACAGGGAAGACGGCAAAUUCACCCAACCUGUGGAUAGUGCCUGCCCCUUGAAUAGCGAUGAAAGCUACCAGCGGAGUCAAGUGAAUUCAGAAUGUAGGAAGAAGAGUCUAGCUGAUCGGCUGUCUCCACUGCGUGACGUCGAUACGGUAGGCAAUUCUACUAGUAAUACUGGUAGUUUUGAAGAGUCGAUAAAGCUGAAAGAGGUGUCCCUAGUGAAUGCACCCAAAGAAAAUAUCAUUGGGAAUGGUGUGAAUAUGCAUCCAGAAACUACAAACAAAGUCCACACAACUUCCAACGCGGUGGAGAGCAGGCCUAACAUUCAAGAUUCGCAGAAAAGAGACAAAAAUUUAAAUUCAUUUACUGCCACAGUUGCUCCAGCACCACGGCGGAUAUCGAAUGAGCCUUCAAGUAAUAUCAAUCAGGAAAAGUGCAUUUCAAUCACUUCUGUGAGUAAACCGGUCGCUAAAGUGCUACCAUCUACAAUUUCUCAAGGUGAAUGGCACUUUGUUGAAGGUGGCAAAUCUCAGGCUACACUAUUGGCGAAAUCACGGAUCUCUCAUGCUAACUCUAAGGCUAAAGAGGCUAAGAGGGUUCAACCCCAAGGGCAAGUAGCCAUCAAAGUGGCAGAUGGAGAAAUAUCGACUUCCAUAAAGGAGAACGGCUUGCCCAAAGCAGCAGAGGAAGUUUUGCCCAUGAGAAAAACUUCAAGCUCCAAAAAUGAUCAACUUUUGCUUGAAGUGGAAAAGGAGAUUGAGAUAUUUACCUCAAACAGCACACACAGUUCUGUCAUCUCUAUUUCCACUGUGUCUGAAAAAAGCUCAAUUCAGAUAGUACCACCUACGAUUCAGGAAAUACAGAUACCUACAGUUGAAGCACAGAGAAAACCUUCUCUGAAUUCCCUUGAAAGCACCCUUCAGGUUGCAUUGCAAAAUGAGAGUGCCAGGGUAACUCACUCAAAAGCAAGUUCCUCUUCCUACCACUCAGAAGUCAUUGCCUCUAUUCCGCUACAGAUAAUAAAGAAACCGCAGGAAAGCCUUGAUAAAACCCCAGUUUCAAGAGAUUCUCUUACAGCUUUCACCCCACCAUCGAGACCAUUGACCCUGCAGUCGUCUGACUUAGACAAGGCACCGGCGGCGGGGAAGCGUAACCAGGUGACACCCACAUCGCCGACGGGUCAGCACUUCUUCCCCAAGUCGCAUCAGCUCCCCCAGUCGACUAGUGGAACGACUGUUGCUAACCAUGAGAAGAGAGUUGAGGAGGAAUUGAAAGGUAUGGAAGAAGGCACCUUGAACGACAGUGAGACUGCGACUGCGAAUAUGUCUUCACCUCCGCCGAUAAAGUCCACAAAGAUUGCACGAAGCAUGCCUGUCAGCAAAAGGCCACAGACUGCCCGCAUAUUCCGAACCCAAGAAAACGAAGAGGACUUUUUUACUGUACCCGCCGAAACUCACAAAGACAUCAAACCCGAGGACCAUUUCCUGAUUUACGAGGACAUUGGCAAAGGAAAGUUCGGGAAAGUGGUGAGGUGCGAGAACAAGCAGACACAUAAGAUCAUGGCGAUGAAGGAGAUCAAGACGGACCGCCUCCCUCGGCACUUUUCGGGCGACGUCAUGGAGGUGGCGGUGCUGCGGGUCAUCGGUCGUCAUAACAACAUCGCCUGUUUCUUCAGUGCCUACGAGGUGCAACACGCAUGCUUCAUUGUCACCGAAUACGUUUGUGGCGGAGCUCUAUACGAUCGCGUAGUGGCCGAAGACAACUUGGACGAGAAGAUCAGCGCGUCAAUAAUCCGUCAAAUGCUCCUCGGCCUGGAGCACAUUCAGACCUGCUCAGUGUUGCAUCUGGACUUGAAGCCGGAGAACGUGAUGAUGGUCGCACCUUCGGGGUAUCAGCUGAAGAUCAUCGACUUCGGUCUGGCCUACUUCUACGACCCGCAACGACCCCGACGCCAAAUUGGCGGUACCUAUAUCUAUUCCGCGCCGGAAACGAUCACCUACGAUUAUCAAAGCUUUGCCACUGAUAUUUGGAGUGUGGGUGUCAUUGCCUACGAACUGCUCUCUGGAAUCACGCCGUUUGAAUGUCCCCAAUCUGGUGAUCCAGAGCGGGAAUUGACUCUGUCAGAAAUAACCACGAACAUUAUGAACUGUCGCUACAACUUUGACGAUGACGGCAUUUGCGAUGCCUCCGAUGAGGCCAAAGACUUUAUUUGCACCAUCCUCAAGAAGAGUCCCAAAGAUCGCCCGAGUGUUGAGGCAUGCCUCAAGCAUUCCUGGAUGGAGAUGUCGAACGAGUUGCCAACUGUUCGACGCGAUGUCUCCAUUCGUCGAAGAGCAUCGGCACGUGCUCCACCGCGUAUCGCAUGUAUCAAAGACUGCCUGCCCGCCUUUCUUGUACCCCUCCCCUUUAUCACCACCACCACCACCACCACUACUAAUCCAGGUCCAUUUCUCCCAAAUAUUUUCUUAUCCCACUCAGCCUUCUGCAAUUGGACAGCAAUCACUUUCCUUGUCAUAUCCGCACGCCUGUUCCAGUGUGUAAAUGAUAUCCGCAAGGCUUUGGCGUAUGACGAAAUGUCAUUACUGCUGGAUCUGCAUAAUCCAACUGCUCCGACGGCAAAGUGA